AUGAAGCUACUCAAUUUAAAGCUAUUCUUGUCAGCUCAAGUGGUGGAUCACUACGAGAACCCGCGCAACGUCGGCUCCCUCGACCGCAACGCCAAGAACGUGGGCACCGGCCUGGUGGGUGCUCCGGCCUGCGGCGACGUCAUGAAGCUGCAGGUGGAAGUGGACGAGAACGGGAAGAUCGUCGACGCCCGUUUCAAAACCUUUGGCUGCGGGUCAGCGAUCGCGUCGAGUUCGCUGGCGACGGAGUGGGUCAAAGGGAAAACGGUUGACGAAGCGUUGAAAAUCAAGAACACGGAUAUCGCUAAAGAACUCUGCCUUCCUCCAGUCAAACUGCACUGCUCUAUGUUGGCUGAAGACGCAAUCAAGGCUGCCUUGGCUGAUUACAAGUUAAAGCAGGAUCCAAACAAAGAAGAGUCAGAGAAGAAAGCAAACAAUGCCUAAACGGACUGUAACGCUUGUUCUCAUUCCACUUAAAUUUGCAGUGCAAUUAUUCUAGCUAUUAGUAGGAUCCUGUGCACUACUAAACGAAGCUGUAAGAUACGCACAACUUAC
Messenger RNA from Nipponia nippon (crested ibis), 552 nucleotides. Lineage: Eukaryota; Metazoa; Chordata; Aves; Pelecaniformes; Threskiornithidae. The record is from RefSeq and is a predicted model, not a curated record.